AUGCCGGAUUUCAAACCUGGCCAAACGGUCCAGCUUAACGAUGGCCGCCGAGGCACUGUUCGAUUCGCAGGCCAGGCCAGCUUUCAGGUCGGAGAGUGGAUCGGCGUUGAGCUCGAGGAAAAGACGGGCAAGAAUGACGGCAGCGUCCAGGGCGUGAGAUAUUUCGAUUGCCCCAUGGGAUACGGCAUGUUUGUCAAACCCAUGAUGGCAACCAUCAUCGCACAAGCUCCGAGCACAAAGCCAGCCCGGAAGCCAGCCCGCCCAAACAGCUUCGCUCCUGCAGCAGUCAAGUCUGCGCCCAGCGGAGAUGUUGCACUGGCAAAGAGAAGAAGUUUGAAUGCGCCAAGUCCCAGUCCGGUCCCCAAGGUCCGACGAACCAGCUUGGUGAGGUCUCCCGUGAAAUCGCCAACGAAGCAGCUUAGUGCCACGUCCAGUGCUUCCGCCUCUCGAACAGGCACGCCCUCGAACGCAAGGGUUCCCUCCGCAUCUGCGACUGCCGGAGCUUCCAGAGCUCGCACGUCAACAAUCACCCAUCGAACAUCAAUGGGACCGCCUGCCGUCGUUGCUUCACGAACUGCGAGAGUGUCAUCCAUCUCAUCAGUGGCGUCCAGGACGGGCGGGCCUCAUGCGAGGUCUGCCAGCGGCGUCCGUCCACUUGGCCCUUUGAGGAGCCUUUCGAGGCCGGAGUCCGGCCGAAGACCCUCUGCCGACUCACAAACUGGGCGUGACAGUGGCUCUGCCGACGAUGCUGGUCCCGGCUCUCCCGCUAAGAGCGAAGCAGAGAUUCUAUCACCCCAACCGACGAGCCCUGUCGCAGCGCGCGCCCAUAUCCUCGAGAGGAUUGUCUCUCAAAGACCCCCUCCCGGGACCUCUUCGACGCCGCCGCAAGCGAGACGACCGAGUGCUCCAUCGGCACCCCGAACAACUGGUUCUGCCACGGCAGCGAAUCGUGAAAUCGAGGACUUGAAGACUAAGCUGAAAGUGCUGGAACGGAAACGCAUGGAAGACAGAGACAAGCUGAAGCAGCUGGAAAAGGUGCAGGGUGAACGGGACAAGUUUGAAGCAAUCAUUCAGAAGCUUCAGCAGAAAUACCAGCCUCAACAACAGGAAUUAGCCGAAUUGCGAAAGCAAAUCAAGGAAGCGGAAGCGAAAUUCGAAUCCAUAGAGGCAAUGCAAGCCGAGCAUGAUACUGCCCUGGAGCUGGCUACCCUUGACCGGGAGAUGGCGGAAGAAACAGCUGAAGUAUUGAAAAUGGAAGUUGACGCACUGAAGCAAAAGUCGGAAGAGCUUGAAUUGGAGGUGGAGGUUCUCCGCGAAGAAAACUCGGAAUACAGCAAGGGAAUGACACCGGAGGAGCGAGCAAGCACCGGAUGGCUCCAAAUGGAGCGCACCAACGAAAGGCUACGAGAAGCUCUCCUGAGGUUGCGAGACCUGACGCAAGAUCAAGCGGAGGAAUUGCGAGAUCAGAUUGCUGGCCUGGAAGAAGACGUGAAAGACCACGGCCGCCUAAGGGAGGAACAAGCAGCAACAAAGGAGAAGCUGGCCCAGUCCGAAGCAGCCGUCGACGACCUCAGGCAGCAGCUCGAUAAUGCCCUUGGGGCCGAAGACAUGAUUGAAGACUUGACGGAGCGAAACAUGAGCAUGUCGGAGCAGGUAGAGGAACUCAAAGCCGUCAUUGAAGACCUGGAAAGCCUGAAGGAAGUCAACGACGAGCUGGAGGCAAAUCACGUGCAGAACGAGAAGGAGCUGCAAGAAGAGCUGGACUUCAAGGACAGCGUCAUUGCCGAGCAAGCGCGACGGGCCGCGCAACAGGAGGAAGCGUUCGAAGACAUGGAGUAUACCCUUUCGCGGUUCCGCGAACUCGUCACCAGCUUGCAGAGCGACCUGGAGGACAUGCGGGCGUCGCAGGCCGUUACCGAAGGCGAAUCCGACAAGUUGAACGACCGCUCACGGGCAAUGAUGGAUCUGAACAUGAAACUUCAGCUGUCCGCGGCCAAGGCGCAGGUCAAGACGAUUGACCUGGAACUGCGCCGACUUGAUGCGCAAGAGGCCGAGCAGCAUCUCGAGAUUGUCAAGCUCUUCCUGCCGGACACGUACCAGGAGGACCAGGACUCGGUGCUGGCGCUGCUGCGCUUCAGAAGACUAGCGUUCAAAGCCAACCUUGUGGGCGGGUUCAUAAAGGAGCGCAUCAACGGCCAGCCUCACCCGGGCCACGAGGAUGACGUUCUUGCCGGAUGCGACGCCGUGGACAAGCUGGUGUGGGUGUCGGCCAUGUGCGACCGCUUCGUCAACGACAUGAGCCACUGCACCGUGGACAAGUUUUCCAAGUACCAAAACUCCCUGCUGGAGCUGGAACCGGUGGAGCGGGCGCUCAACGGGUUGGUAGACGGCCUGCGCCGCGACGACCUCAAGGAGAAGAAGUGCGCGGAUGACCUGCAGCGGACCAUUGCUCUCAUGUCGCACCUGGCCGAGGUGCACGUUUCCGACGACCUCGCGAGCUUGGCCGACGACAUGCACAUGUCGUCGGUGAUUGUCCAGAGCCACCUGGACACGGCGGCGCUGUGCCUCGGCAUCGUACGGGGCAUGGUGCAGCGGGCGCUGCCCUCGGAGGGGGAGCCGGAAGACGAGGCGGCCCAACAAGUGCUCGCGAAGAAGCUCGAGGCAGCCAUGACGCAGACCAGGAGCACCAAGGUCGUGUCCGCAAAGACGGUGCGUGCGCUGCAAGACCUCAAGGCGAGGUCGCUGUGCCUGCCCCCCGACACCAAGGAGGCGCUCGACAAGUGCGCGACGGCCACGGGGGAGCUUGCCAGCAUGGCGCGAACCGUCGGCGACGGCGUCCACGCCUUGCUCACGCGGGACGAGGGCCGAGCCGAGCCGUUUACGCUGGCUGAGGUCCAAGGCGCCAUCCACCAAGCAGUGCUGGACGCCACAUGCACGAGCGAGCCGGACAGCUUGUCGGCGUACCUGGGCAAGCUGCGCACAGUCACCAGCCAGAUCAACGAGCUGGCCGCCCUGGCCGCGGAUCUCGGCCGGACGCAGGAGUUUGACGUGCACGCGGCCCCGUGGAAGCUCCGAUGCCAGGAGCUCCAGGCUCUCAAGACGGUGCCCGUGGACGCCGAAGAGGAGCUGCGACGGCUCAAGGAGGAGCACAACGAGGCGCGCAGGACCAUUGCCCAGCGCGACGAGCACCUCAGCACCGCAACGCUCAAGAUCGAGACGCUCGAGUCGCGGAUGCGCGACGCCCGCGCCAACGUGGAGCGGAUCGGCGGCCUGCAGUCGCGGCUGCAGGCAUCCGCCGAGCAGGUCGCGAGCCUCAAGGAGGACAUUGAGAAGCAGGACCGGGAGCUCAAGACGCUCGAGGGCGAGCGCGACAAGUGGAAGAAGGUGGCGAGCGAGAGCCGCGCCUGCGCAGACGGGGCGGGCGGCGCGGCGGGCGCCAAGGCGGGCCAGGAACGGGCCGUGGCCACGGCGCGCGAGAUGGACGCGCUCAGGAGGGACGUCGAGAGCCUGCAGUCGGCCGUGCGGUUCCUGCGCGAGGACAACCGCCGCGCCCGGCUGGCGGAGCAGCACCGCGACCACGACUGGCUGGCGGAGCCGCUCAAGAAGCCCGCCGGCGUGGCGGAGCAGCGCCGAGCGCUCGUCAUGGCCGAAGGCAAGGACGCCCUGGGCGAGCUGGUCAAGCUGGCCACCUCGGCCACCGUCUUCCGCUUUUCCGACCUGCCCAAGGACAAGCUCAAGUGGCGGCCGGCCCGGUCCACGCCCCAGUACCACUCGGCCAGGCAGCAGGAAGACCUGGCCGCCUGGAAGUCGUGGCAGGGCUCGGUGCUCAAGAAGUCGUCGCUGGUCGUCGGCCACGCCGGCACCCGCGUGGGGGGGGGUCCCGCCGCGCAGCUUCACAUCAGGUUCCCCGACCGGGGGGGGAAGAUGCCGACGGGAUCGGGCGCCGGCCGAGGCGUGCACGUGGUCGACUGCCGCGAGUGGGAGGCUCUGCAGGGCAACAGGAUUGCGGCCAUGUAA
Molecule: messenger RNA, 4017 nt
Organism: Ustilaginoidea virens
Lineage: Eukaryota; Fungi; Ascomycota; Sordariomycetes; Hypocreales; Clavicipitaceae
Exons: 2
Coding region: 1-4017 (1338 amino acids)
Biological process (GO): nuclear migration involved in conjugation with cellular fusion; establishment of mitotic spindle orientation
Cellular component (GO): spindle; spindle pole body; microtubule associated complex
Source: RefSeq, a predicted model, not a curated record